AUGGCGCUGGCAAUGCUGAAGGACCCUCAGCGGGAUGCUGAAGGACCCUCAGGGGGAUGCCACUACAGAAAAUGUAAGAAUGGCACGUUGCACGAUAACACAAAUCACCAUGAUUAUCAUAAAGCUCAUCCAGAGGGAUCUAUCGCUGAAGCAUAUUUGGCAGAUGAGUGCAUGAUAUUUUGUUCAAGAUAUAUUGAAGGUUUUGAGACCAAGCAUAACCGGCCUUCAAGGAAUGAAGAUAUUGAGUUGGUUGGGCAUUAUGAUGUUGAACAAGGACCAGCUCUCUUUCCUCGUGUUGGAAAACCACUUGGAAAGCUCAGUAGUUAUGUUAUAAGGGGUUUGUCUAAAGUACAAGCACAUAGAUAUAUGUUGUUCAAUUGUUCAGAUGUCAAUGCAUACCUUCGAGCUCAUGCUGAUGAGAUCACUAUUAAGCACCCUCGACGCCGUGUCAACCCAAAGAUUAUUGAGCGCAUGCAAAGCGAGAAGUUCCAUGAAUGGUUCAGAGCUCAUGUGCUGGAUCAAUUCUAUGAACCAAAUGAUGGUUGUCUGCUACUGACGCCAUGA
This is a messenger RNA of Phragmites australis (common reed), 564 nucleotides long. RefSeq lists its product as uncharacterized. The transcript has 4 exons. Lineage: Eukaryota; Viridiplantae; Streptophyta; Magnoliopsida; Poales; Poaceae. Bases 1 to 564 code for a protein of 187 amino acids. The record is from RefSeq and is a predicted model, not a curated record.